Messenger RNA from Gossypium arboreum, 1002 nucleotides. RefSeq lists its product as uncharacterized. Bases 1 to 1002 code for a protein of 333 amino acids. The record is from RefSeq and is a predicted model, not a curated record. The transcript is spliced from 2 exons. NCBI's taxonomy places the organism in Eukaryota, Viridiplantae, Streptophyta, Magnoliopsida, Malvales, Malvaceae.
AUGACCAAUAAUGGUGAAGAUUCUAAUCAAGACGUUGAAGAUUUUAGUGACUCCGAUGUUGAUGAGGUUCCAGACGAUAUCGAUGAUGAAGGCCCAGAGAAGGUUGAAGAUGUUCACGGCCUUUUAUUCAAUAACCCGAGUCGUGAUAUUAUUUUACGAAAUAAACUUGAGGGCGACAUGUUAAACGUAGAUCCAGAUGCAGGGUAUGCAUCCGAGUUUCUUGUCUACGCCGAUAUAGUACGUGCUCAUAGAUUGGCGGUAAAUUCACAGUUCGAGGAGUUGUUCGUUGGGCAACAGUUCGAGUACAAGGCGAACUGUGUGUUUGCCAUCAAACUAUACAACAUGAAGUUGUCGAUUGAUUACAAGGUUGUCAAAUCUACACCAACAUUAUAUGUUAGGGAAUGUUGGAGAGGCGGCGAUAGGUGUGGUUGGCGAGUUCGAGCUGCAUUUAUACAGACUACUCAACAGUGGCAAAUACGAAAAUUAGAAGGGCAUCAUACAUGUACUGUCGCACGUAUGUCUCAAGACCACCAGAAAUUGGAUGCCAAAAGUAUUUGCAACUACAUCAUGCUACUAGUGAAAGAUAGCCUAAUCAUUCUUGUGUCAACAUUGAUUGCAGACAUACAAGCUCGAUUUCAGUACAGAGUGUCAUACAGGAAAGCGUGGGCCUUCCCCCACUGCAAACCCCUAGUGCAAGUUGAUGGAACAUGGCUUUAUGGAAAAUACACGCAGAUACUUCUGAUUGCAGUUGCACAAGACGGUAACGGAAAUGUACUACCAAUCGCUUUUGCCAUCAUGGAGUCCGAGAACUCCGAAUCGUGGACGUAUUUCAUUCAAAACUUGUGGAGACAUGCUGUUAGGCAAGACAACAUUUGCAUUAUCUCCGAUAGAUCGAAGGGUCUUGUUGCUGCGAUUCGACAAUCAGAGGUUCCGUGGAGGUCUGUCUAUUGUAUUCGUCACAUCACUAUCAACUUCCAUAAUGAGUACAAGAACAAAGACUAG